CGGCGAGUGUAUGUCUCUUUCUCUUUCUUUUUCUUUCUCAUCAGUAAAACAGACGACGAAAUUAUUUUCCGAAAAAAUUAUUACUCUCUUGUUCAAUUAUUCUCUUUUUUGUUCCAUUCCUUUGUUUGUGGAUUAAUUUUGUUCCGAUCUUGUCUUUCAGAGUCGAAUCAGUCGAGUCAUCUCCAUUUGUCUCUAACUUCAGAUUACAGAGUUGUCUUUUAGUCUCUUUUUUUUUUGGGAGCUGUUGAAGAUUAUUUGGUAGAAUAAGGGCUCUCUCGCUAAUCUGUUCGAGAUCGGAUUGUGAUGAAUAAUAAUAAUAAUAGAGGAAGAUUUCCUCCGGGGAUUGGAGCGGCGGGUCCUGGUCCGGAUCCUAAUUUUCAGUCACGGAAUCCGAAUCCGAAUCCGCAGCAACCUCAGCCUCACCAGUACCUUCAGUCUCGGACUCCCUUUCCGCAGCAACCUCAACCACAGUAUCUUCAGUCUCAACCUAAUGCUCAGCAGUACGUUCAACGGUCUUACCCACAGACCAACCCUCAGCAAAUUCAACAGCAACAACAACAAUGGUCUGGACGCCCUCAGCUUCCUACUGAUCCGAGUUACGUAGAUGAAGUCGAGAAGACGGUUCAAUCGGAAGCUAACAACGAUUCCAACACUGAAGACUGGAAGGCUACCUUAAAGCUACCACCACGAGAUGAUCGUUACCAGACAGAGGAUGUGACUGCCACUAAAGGAAAUGAAUUUGAAGAUUACUUUUUGAAGAGAGAUCUACUUAGAGGAAUAUACGAAAAAGGUUUCGAAAAGCCUUCACCUAUUCAGGAAGAAAGCAUCCCUAUUGCAUUGACUGGUAGUGAUAUUCUUGCUAGAGCCAAAAAUGGGACUGGCAAAACUGGUGCCUUUUGCAUUCCGACCCUUGAGAAAAUUGAUCCAGAGAACAAUGUCAUUCAAGCUGUAAUUCUAGUUCCAACCCGAGAGCUGGCCCUUCAGACAUCACAGGUUUGCAAGGAGCUUUCCAAAUAUUUAAAUAUUGAGGUUAUGGUCACCACUGGCGGUACCAGUCUGAGGGAUGAUAUCAUGCGAUUAUAUCAACCUGUACACUUGCUGGUUGGAACUCCUGGAAGAAUAUUAGAUCUUGCCAAAAAGGGUGUGUGUGUUUUGAAAGAUUGUUCGAUGCUUGUAAUGGAUGAGGCCGACAAGCUUUUGUCUGUAGAAUUUCAACCUUCCAUAGAGGAGUUGAUACAGUUCUUGCCAGAAAACCGUCAGAUUUUAAUGUUUUCAGCUACAUUUCCCGUCACCGUUAAGUCUUUCAAGGAUCGAUAUCUCAGGAAGCCUUACAUUAUUAAUCUCAUGGAUCAGCUCACGCUUAUGGGUGUUACCCAAUAUUAUGCUUUUGUUGAAGAGAGACAGAAGGUGCACUGUCUGAACACGCUAUUCUCUAAGCUCCAAAUAAACCAAUCCAUUAUUUUUUGCAACUCUGUUAAUCGUGUGGAGCUGUUAGCCAAGAAAAUCACAGAACUCGGUUACUCAUGUUUCUAUAUCCAUGCAAAGAUGGUUCAAGAUCAUCGGAACAGGGUUUUCCAUGAUUUCCGAAAUGGUGCUUGCAGAAACCUUGUUUGCACUGAUUUAUUUACACGUGGGAUUGACAUUCAAGCUGUGAAUGUUGUCAUAAAUUUUGAUUUUCCUAGGACUUCUGAGUCGUAUCUACACAGGGUAGGCAGAUCGGGGAGAUAUGGACACCUUGGGUUGGCUGUGAAUUUGGUAACUUAUGAGGACCGCUUCAAAAUGUAUCAGACUGAGCAAGAACUUGGAACCGAAAUCAAGCCAAUACCUUCACUUAUCGACAAGGCAAUCUACUGUCAGUGACUUCUACCUGGUGCACAUUCUCCAUCCGGCAAGGCAUUGAUGGAUUAACCGGUGUAUUGAGGAGGCAAAUCAUUCAGCUUUGGCAGCCACAAGCUCGUUCCAGAUAUGAAGGCAACACAGAGUACUGUACCGACGCAAGAAGAGACAGUAUAGGUGGUUGAUGGCGAUGGAAGCGGUUGGUAGUAUCUAAACCUUCAAAGCAGUACUGGCUUUGUUUGGUUUGGUUUGAAGACUUCUUCUGCUGCAUGAUAUGAACCUUUAGUUGCAUUUUCUCAACUCUCAUUUUCAUUUUCAAAGAACCUUUUACCUUUGGGUUUGAGUGUUUUAUGACUUGUCUUGAUUUCUUUUGUUUUAAGACUUGAAGACUUGGGAAGGAAUUUCAGAGUAGUAAGAUCAAACCGAAGAAGACAUUUUUUACUUCAUUCUCUUGCUUAUUGCUCUUAGA
This is a messenger RNA of Capsella rubella, 2305 nucleotides long. RefSeq names its product DEAD-box ATP-dependent RNA helicase 6. NCBI's taxonomy places the organism in Eukaryota, Viridiplantae, Streptophyta, Magnoliopsida, Brassicales, Brassicaceae. The record is from RefSeq and is a predicted model, not a curated record. Bases 304 to 1860 code for a protein of 518 amino acids. Gene Ontology annotation, molecular function: ATP binding; RNA helicase activity; mRNA binding. Gene Ontology annotation, cellular component: P-body; cytoplasmic stress granule. Gene Ontology annotation, biological process: cytoplasmic stress granule assembly; P-body assembly. The transcript is spliced from 10 exons.